CAAAAUCUUGCCGUUGGAGACAACAAAAGACUUUCACUUCACUUACAACACAAUCUCUCUCGCCGGACCGGCGACAUCUCCGAUUACGAUCACCACCAUCCCAUCAAUGGCUGCAAAUGACACCACCAACACCCCAAAGAAAAAAAAGACUAAAAAAACUCAACUCAGUCAAACUGAGUCAACUCACUCCCAAGAACCCCUACAAGAUGAUACCAAUAAUCAACCAGAAGAAAAGAUCAAAAAGCCUUCAACACCCAAACGCACAAAAUCACCAGGUGUUCGUGUCAUUGGCAGCAGAAUUUAUGAUUCUAAAAAUGGAAAAACCUGUCACCAGUGUAGACAGAAAACCUUGGAUGUUGUAGUAACUUGUACAAACCAGACUAAUAACAAGCAAUGUCCACUUAAAUUGUGUAAAGCUUGUCUGCAGAACAGAUACGGAGAGAAUGUUGAAGAAGUUGCUGCAUCUGGUGAUUGGAUAUGCCCGAGAUGUAGAGGUAUUUGCAAUUGCAGUUUUUGCAUGAAAAAGAGAGGAUUUGCUCCAACUGGGGUGCUUGUUCAUACUGCUAAGCAGAAUGGCUGUGCUUCGGUUUCCAAUCUUUUAAUUAAUAUUAACGACCCUACGGUUACUAAGGAAAUCAAUGGUCGGAAAAGGGGAAGUGUUUCUAUUAAGGAGACAACAGAUGAACCAGAAACAAAACGUGUGAAGGAAGAAAACGAUAGCGUAAGUGAGGAGAAUGAAAAAGAAAAGAUGGCAGAGGAUAUGAAAGAAGAGCAUAACAUUGUGGAGAUUGAACUACCACAGGGUACAGAGUUAACCAAUUUAGAAGGCAUUGACUUGCCUUCCGGAGAUGUUGGACAUGCUUUGCAGUUAUUAGAGUUCUGCGAAACAUUUGGAGAGGUUCUUGAUUUAAAGAAAGGAGACCCUGAGAUUUUACUUCGUGAAUUAACUUGUGCAAAUGCACAUAAAAGAAAUAAACCAUUAAUUGUUGAUUUUCAUAUCAGAUUGCUCUCUUUAAUAGGUGAAGAUUCGGGUAAAAAAUAUUCUGGGGAAUCAUGGGUGGAAGAUUUUCAAAAAUGUAUUAUUGAAUCCAAAUUUCCAUCAAAAGAGAGUCUCUUGGAGGGUUUUAACUUGCAACCUAAUGGAUACGAUGACAUGAACUUUUCAAAAAAGCUCAGGCUUCUAAACUUUUUAUGCGAUGAAGCUCUUGAAACUGUAAAGAUGAGAUUGUGGAUUGAGGAGCGAAACAUAGAAGAAAAAAAGAAAGCCAAAGAGAGGGUGAUUGCUAAUAGAGAAAAGGAGAAAAACAUGAAGAAGAAGGUUCAAGAUGAGGUAGCAAAAGCUAUCUUACUACGGAAUGGGAUCCCGCUUUCCAUUUCUGAACAAAAAGAUCUUGUUUCAAGAAUUAAGGCUGAAACUGCUCAAACUCUUGCAAAUUCUCUAGAUAUGAGAGAUGUAGCUCAAGAAUCAUACGUAGUUAGAUUAGAACCCGUAUGUUUGGACAGAAAUGGCUUCAAACUCUGGAAAUUGAGAAGCAGUUCUGAUAAAAUUGGUAUCUUGCUUCAAGAUUCUUGUUAUCGCGAUAUGCUUACUUCUGAUGAAAAGUGGUUUGCUUACAAUGAUCAAGAAAAAGCAUUGGUUGACCAAUAUAUUUCUACAUCAAGGAACUUUAGAGAAUGAUUUGAAGUGUUCUUGUUGCUGUCUUGGUUACAUACUACACCUACUUAGCAUUGAGUAUUACUAAAAUAGUCCUCCUCUUUUGUUCGUUUAUGUGCCAAGUAACUUAUUACAAAACUGAUGUUAGCAUGUAAAUGCAGCAUUCUUUUAAAUAUAAUAUUAGCAGUUAGAUUAUUAGAUA
This is a messenger RNA of Erigeron canadensis, 1856 nucleotides long. RefSeq lists its product as uncharacterized. Gene Ontology annotation, biological process: regulation of DNA-templated transcription. The record is from RefSeq and is a predicted model, not a curated record. Gene Ontology annotation, cellular component: nucleus. Lineage: Eukaryota; Viridiplantae; Streptophyta; Magnoliopsida; Asterales; Asteraceae. The transcript has 13 exons. Bases 107 to 1678 code for a protein of 523 amino acids.